CAUUGCUUGAGAACAUAUCUGUGCCUCUCAGACGGAUACUGGGUAAAAGAAAGAUAAAAACUUGAAGCCAGUUAAAAAUUAACUUUGGUGUGUGAAGACGUGAAGCAUCAGUAACUAUUUUAUUCCUGUACAUCAAGUAUUGAUCUACCAUGUGCACUGGAAAGUGCUCGAAGUGCAUUGGGGUCAUGCUGUUCCCCCUGGCUAUCUGUGCUAUCAUCUCCAACCUUCUCCUAUACUUCCCCAAUGGACAAGUUCUAGAGAGUAACGAGAUAACUGAUUUGGUCUGGUUUUUCCAUGGCAUUCUUGGAGCUGGGAUCUUGGUUAUUUUGCCCGCGUUCAUGAUGCUGGGGGCAGCUGGAGGAUGUUGUGCUAACAGAUGUGGGAUGCUGCUCUCUGUGUUUCUGGCUGUAUUGGGUGUUGCCGGAGGGGCCUACUGUGUGACUAUCUCCUCCAUGGGAUUGAUUGAUGGACCUCUCUGUGACACUGGUGAUGGAGAAUAUAUUUACCCUUUCAGGAACAACACACUCAAAUACAAUUAUUUGUUUAAUCAGACAACAUGGAGCAUUUGCAAAAAACCUGAAAACAUUGUCAUUUGGAAUAUUGUCUUAUUUUCUCUUCUGUUGGGGAUUGGUACAGUUGAAGCUGUCCUUUGUCUUAUUCAAGUCAUCAAUGGAUUUAUUGGGUUCAUUUGUGGCACAUGCAUGAAGAGAAGAAAGAUAGAUAUUGCUGGAAUGUGAAAGACCCGCAAAGAAUGCCAGUGACACGCACCUGA
Alligator sinensis (Chinese alligator) is the source of this 772-nucleotide messenger RNA. RefSeq names its product transmembrane 4 L6 family member 1-like. The record is from RefSeq and is a predicted model, not a curated record. NCBI's taxonomy places the organism in Eukaryota, Metazoa, Chordata, Crocodylia, Alligatoridae. The coding region runs from base 150 to 737 and encodes 195 amino acids. Gene Ontology annotation, cellular component: membrane. The transcript has 6 exons.